This is a messenger RNA of Cavenderia fasciculata, 402 nucleotides long. RefSeq lists its product as uncharacterized. Gene Ontology annotation, molecular function: zinc ion binding; nucleic acid binding. The transcript has 2 exons. NCBI's taxonomy places the organism in Eukaryota, Evosea, Eumycetozoa, Acytosteliales, Cavenderiaceae. The record is from RefSeq and is a predicted model, not a curated record. The coding region runs from base 1 to 402 and encodes 133 amino acids.
AUGAGUCAAAAGAGGCAUCAACUAACUACAAAGCUAGCGAGUACACAAUGUCAAAAAUGUUUAGAACUUGGUCAUUAUACAUAUAAUUGCAAGAAUCAAAGAGCUUAUUCGGCGAGACCAACACGAACAACCUAUCUAAACAACCCAGACCUUUACAAAGAAAAUAUACUUAAAACUGCUGGUAUUACUAGUAGCAGCAGCAAGACUGACGAUAAGAAUAAGAAAAAGAAAUCAAAAGAAAAGAAUAGAAAGAAAAACAGUGACUCUGAUUCCGAUUCAGACUCUUCUUCCGAUUCCGAUUCAUCAUCAAAUAGUGACUCUGAUUCUUCUUCAUAUUCAUCCUCCUCAUCAUUAUCAUCAUCUGAUUCAGAAGAUGACAAAAAGAGGAAACGAAAGAAAUAA